This is a messenger RNA of Nematostella vectensis (starlet sea anemone), 2499 nucleotides long. Its product is annotated as serum paraoxonase/arylesterase 1. Bases 139 to 1257 code for a protein of 372 amino acids. The record is from RefSeq and is a predicted model, not a curated record. Lineage: Eukaryota; Metazoa; Cnidaria; Anthozoa; Actiniaria; Edwardsiidae. Gene Ontology annotation, molecular function: arylesterase activity. The transcript is spliced from 7 exons.
CGGGUGACGGGGUCUGCUGUAGUCGCUCGCACGUGGAGCGGGAACAGUCGCAGUAUCUCUAGGGUGCACAUCGGCUUAAGCCUCGGCAAGCUCGUGCGAAGUAGUGGAUUCCAUUCUGGACCUACACUUUAAAUAAUCAUGCUUCUAAACCAUUCAAGGGCAUCCGACUUUGCUUUGUUUUUCUUCGCCUCUACUGUUGCAGCGUACGUCUUCAACUCGCUGAUAGGGUUUGGAUACUUUAAGGAAGUAUUGGGACAUUCCCCUGGGCCCUGCCGAGCAAUAAAUGUAAAUGGGUCAGAAGACGUGCAUGUGCUCUCAAGUGGUCUUGCACUUUUCUCAUCGGGCUUACGGUACACCGUCCAACUAACCAUCGAUCCUAGCAUUAAGCUCAGAAAGGGCAACCUUUACUUGCUAGACCUAAACGAGCCUAACAGUGCGCCUGUUAUCCUGACACUGAAGAACUUCAACCGAACAGACUUCAACCCUCACGGAAUCAGCAUCCAUGAGGACCGCCGGACGGACCGGAUUACUCUCUUUGUGAUCAACCAUAAAGUAGAUGCCCAAGCUGUGGAGAUAUUUAAUUUUGAUGAAAAGCAAAGGUGUUUGUAUCACCGUAAAACCGUGGUGGACGAAAGGAUCUACAGUCCUAACGAUAUACAAGCUGUAGGCCAUGACAGUUUCUACGUCACGAAUGACCACUAUUUCCACUUUACCCGGUCGGUUCUGCGCACGCUCGAAGUUGCUUUGCUUCACCUUUUCUUACGCAGUGACGUAGUGCUGUACGACGGGCUCAAGACACGUUCAGCGGCGUCUGGGUUAUUUGGACCAAACGGCGUAGCACUGGAUCGGAGUGGAAAGUUUCUCCUCGUGUCCGCGGGAUUCGCCAACGCUGUCAACGUGUAUAAAAGACACAAGGACAACUCGCUAAAACUUAUCCAGGAAAUUCCCAUUGGAACCCAUGCGGACAAUAUCAACCUUGAUAGAGACACAGGGUCGUUUUGGAUAGGGGGCGUCCCUAAGGGGCUCGAUUUUGUCAAGUACACCAAGGAUCUACGUCAUCCUGCCCCCUCACAGGUCCUUAAACUGCACCUGGGCCAGUUACGGCGCGGCCAUUUCCCUGGGUACGAGUUACGGGAGGUUUAUUUGAAUGAUGGAAGGGAGCAUCGGGGUAGCACUGCGGCUGCGCACUAUAGGGGGAGACUGCUGAUCGGUGGAAUAUUUGACAAACUGCUCAUGUGUGAAGUCAGGGCGUAUUAGAACAUGAUGAAUUGUGUGUCGCCGUAGGGUCUAAAUGUGAGCCUUUGGUUGCCACAACAGUUCAAAAAUUCAUAUGACAGAAGAAAGUGGAUAGGUGUUGACUUCGAUCUCAAACAAGUCGAUUCUAAAACAGGAUAGCGGAAAGGUUGGUGGAAAAGACAAGUGGGAACAGCGUUCCAAAAAUCUCAAAAAUAGUUGAGAGAUCCCCCUUCCACCGUUAAACCAUACUCAAUUAACGCUGAUGAAACAAGGUGAUAGGUCAAUACGGAUUCGGUGAUUAUCGAUAUAGAUUCGGCGAUAGUCGGCACAGACUUGGUUGGUGAUGCUCAUUUCAGUACCGAAGACAAAAAAAUAUUUUACAGUUGAAUACUGCGGUCGGGCGAAUGUCUUUGAAAUUAAUGGCUAAAUUUGUAACAGAUCGAUGAAGACUCGACUUUGCCGUUCGUGAUUUACUAGAACCCUAUGAUUCAUAUAGAAAUUAUAUUAUCACUGUGUACCUCUUCAAUAAGGUUGUAAGUACGAGUUCUCAAUCUCGGGCAGAACUGAAUCCCCCCUCGAGUAUAAACGAAUCACUCUUUAAUGGAAGAGAGGCUCGCGAAUACAGGGCCGUAGCAGGGGGUGGGGCACUGGGGGCACGUGCCCCCUCCAAUAUUUUUAAAAGUUAUAAGGAAAUAACUAGUAGGGGCGUGGCUGUGCCCCCAAUAUUUUUUUAAUGUUUAUGUAUUGUGCCCCUCUAAUAUUUGGAGGCCUGUGCAGUCUUCCUUAGAAGAAUCUUAACCUACAGGGGAAAUUAACUUGGUGCAACAACAUGUAAACAGCUCGUAAACAACAAGCAGUUGAGUCAAGCCUGCCAAAAAGUCAAGCAUUUUCCCGCCAAAAUUUUUAUAUAUGUGCUGUUUACGAGUUGUGUGCUUACCGGUUCUAUGGUGCUUAUUCAGCAAAGCUCAAAUUAUUUAUAUUAUAAUAAGUACAAUAUUGGGUAAAUUGGGAGAAAACCUGUAUUUAAAACAGAGAAGAUAAUCCGCAAAAGCGCCUGAGAAAUGGUUAGAGCCUUUAUCAGAGCAAAAGAGAGACAGGCUUCUUUCAUUCUGGUAUACGAUAUUUUUGUUAGAAUAUAACAUAGCUACACAGUACUAGUUUUGGAAUCGCCAACAGUCUAUAUCCUUAUAUCGCCUUAUACUUUAUAAAUAUGUUAUGCAUAACAGCAAAGGAUGUAAAUAAAUGUACUAUAUUUUUUGUUUA